AUGGAUAUUAUUCUCAACCAUACAAGAGAACUUCUGUCGUCGAAAAGGACUGCUGCGCCCCUUCCCAGAGACGCUGGUCAGUGUGAACCGGCAGACCCAGCCAACACGGUGACGACCCGCUUGCAAAAUCUUUUGCAAAACGGAGGGAACGGCUAUGUUCUCAGCCUGUGUCCAAACCAGCAAUAUCUCAUACAACAGCCCAUCCUGUUCACGCAACCUAACCAAGAGAUCAACACCUUGGGUUACCCGACAGACAAUUCAAGAGCUACCCUUGUCGUUAACGGUCCAGUCUCCAAUGGCCAGGGCCAUACAACUGCUGUUGAUGGUACUUGCUCGUCUUGUUCGGGUGUUAAACUUCGAAAUGUACAAAUUGAUGGAACGCGUCGUGGUGCUUCUCCAACUACUGGUGGGGCAAACAUGGAGAUGGGAGGGGGAAAUUCAGGCCAAUUGAUCGAAUAUGUUCACUCUUUUGACCCCCGGAGUUGGAGCUGCCUUCAUGUCGCCGAAGGACCCUUCACAUGCAACAACAUCACUGUUCAAAACAACGACAUUGGGCCAUGCGGCUCGGAUUCAUUCCAGGAAUGGGCGGAUGGCAUCAGUGUCAGUUGCCGCAACGCCGUCGUGAGAAACAACUUGGUGCAGGGUGCAACAGAUGGCGGAAUCGUAGUGUUUGGGUCUCCUGGAACGCAGGUGUACAACAACACAAUAUGGGUUUUGAACCAAACCCUACUUGGUGGUAUCAACAUGGUUGAUUAUGAUCCAUGGAGUGGUGAUUAUACUGGCACUGUUGUUCGGAAUAACACCAUCUAUGGCGGGUUCGCCAAUGAUGGUGAACAACCUGGAGACAGCAGGGGGAGCAAUUUUGAAAAUGCUAUCAUCAAGAUUGGUAUUGCCAUCGGGCCUCGUACAUGGUUCGGAGACCGCUACGGAAACGAUGUCAGCAAAAAUGGAAUGGUCUUGGACAACAGACUGACUGGAGCGCUUAGCUAUGGCAUCGCCAUCACGUCGGCUUCGAAUUUCACGAUUCAAAACAAUGUCAUGUUCGGAAAUACUUCGUUCAUCGGAGCGCGUGGACCAAACUGCAGCGCCUCGGACAUUGUCCCUACGCCAGCAGCAUUCAUCAUGGACACUCGCACGACAAGCAAUCUCGCAAUCCAGUCCGAUUUUCAGACAAUUCCAGAUGGCAAUUCCCUUACCUGUGUCUUACCUCCAAAUGGGGGCGACUAUUGGCCAUUCGGUCUCAACCCAUCGAACACCAGUACAACAGCUACGUCAGCCGGACCUACCUCCACGACUGGUAAAGGAAGCCCAACAUCGAAAUCACACAAUACCGGAGCUGCCAUCGCUGUCGGCGUCAUAGUCGGCAUCAUAGCCUGCGCCAUUGUUUCAUUCUUUAUCCGGAAAUGGGCUAUCAAGCGAUCAGAGGCUCAGUUACAUCCCAGCUCGACGAGAGAUUAUAUACACAAACUACCCUGA
Messenger RNA from Laccaria bicolor S238N-H82, 1476 nucleotides. RefSeq lists its product as uncharacterized. The transcript has 5 exons. The record is from RefSeq and is a predicted model, not a curated record. NCBI's taxonomy places the organism in Eukaryota, Fungi, Basidiomycota, Agaricomycetes, Agaricales, Hydnangiaceae. Bases 1 to 1476 code for a protein of 491 amino acids.